Messenger RNA from Phodopus roborovskii (desert hamster), 1943 nucleotides. RefSeq names its product malonyl-CoA-acyl carrier protein transacylase (gene Mcat). Lineage: Eukaryota; Metazoa; Chordata; Mammalia; Rodentia; Cricetidae. The transcript has 4 exons. Bases 29 to 1180 code for a protein of 383 amino acids. Gene Ontology annotation, molecular function: transferase activity. The record is from RefSeq and is a predicted model, not a curated record.
GCGGUAAAGAAAACCCCUGUGUUUCGCUAUGAGCGCCCGGGUAGCUCGGGCCGGAUGGGCCUGGGGGUCCUGGGGACGCCGCGCCGCCUCGAGCCUCCGGGAGCCGCCGCCGGAUGCCGUGGACGUGGCGGAGCUGCUGCGAAACGCCAGCUCGGCUGAGGAGGGGGCCCAGGAGGCGGUGGCGCGGCGGCCGCCCUCACGCUGCUCAGUGCUGCUCUUUCCCGGACAGGGUAGCCAGAUGGUCGGCAUGGGUGGCGGCCUGCUCGCCUUCCCGCGCGUGCGCCAGCUCUACGAAGCGGCUCACCGGGUGCUGGGCUACGAUCUGCUAGAGCUGUGCCUGCGCGGGCCUCAGGAGGACCUGGACCGCACCGUGCACUGCCAACCCGCCAUCUUUGUGGCCUCACUGGCCGCCGUAGAGAAGCUUCAUCACCUGCAACCGGCGGUCAUUGAGAACUGUGUUGCUGCAGCUGGAUUCAGCGUGGGAGAGUUUGCAGCCCUUGUGUUUGCUGGAGCCAUGGAGUUUUCUGAAGGUUUGUAUGCAGUGAAGGUCCGAGCUGAAGCUAUGCAAGAAGCAUCUGAAGCUGUCCCCAGUGGGAUGCUGUCUGUUCUCGGCCAGCGUCAGUCCAACUUCUCCCUUGCCUGCAUGGAAGCCCAGGAGCACUGCAGAUCCUUAGGCAUAGAGAACCCGGUGUGCCAGGUGUCCAACUACCUCUUUCCUGACUGCAGGGUCAUCUCAGGAAACUUUGAGGCCCUGCAGUUUCUCCGGAAGAAUUCUGCUAAGUAUCACUUCAGGCGCACCAAAAUGUUGCCAGUGAGUGGUGGCUUCCAUACUUGCCUCAUGGAGCCAGCCGUGGAGCCCCUGGUGAAAAUUCUAGGCACCAUUAACAUCAAGAAGCCACUGGUUGCUGUCCACUCCAAUGUCAGUGGGCAUAAAUACAAGGAUCCCCAACACAUCCGGAGGCUGCUGGGGCAGCAGGUGGUAUCUCCAGUGAAGUGGGAACAAACGAUGCACUCUAUCUACAAGCGGAAGAAGGGCACUGAAUUCCCCAGCACCUUUGAGGUGGGUCCUGGGCGGCAGCUGGGAAGCAUCCUGAAGAACUGCAAUGGACAGGCAUGGAAGUCCUACAGCCACGUGGAUGUGAUGCAGACCAACACCGAUCCUGACCACCGAGGGUCUUGAAUGAAUGGCCUCAGGGUGAGUCUCUGUACCUGCCCCUUUUCCUCAGACUGGAGGAUAGUGGUCACUGCAGCCUCAGUUGUGGCUAAGGCUUCCCUCAGAGCAUCGCUCUUGAGUGCCACAUCGCAUGACUCGACCCAUCCCUACACCUGACAAUAUAUGCUGCUGGGGGAAAGAAUUCCUAUGCAGAUGAUCUGCCUCUGCACACAACCAUGCCCUUCAGUGAAUCCAGGAAGGGCUAGCCUGGGGCAGCCUUAGACUUGCCAUGUUGGUGCUGUGGACGCGCUGCUUGGCUUCAAACCAGGCCUGGUGCCAGGGGGACAUAUCAUCCUCUCCCCAUGUCCUGCUGUUCACCCAGGGCCCAGGUCAUAGCUUCUUUGGCCUUCAAUCUGUCUGAUGGCCUUGGCAACCACUUUGUCCUCUCCUCACUAGCCAGCUGGGAGAUUGAGUGCCGUAUACAGUAGAUAUCCAAGAAGCACUUAUUAAGUGCCUCCUGUAUGCUCUAGAGUGGGUGGUCCCUCAUAGAAGAAACUUGGAGCAUGAUGUAAGGUAUGGAAUGUAUCUGGGCAAGAAGGAUGGCCUGAGACCCUGACUGCACCAGGCCAGCCCAGUUUAUCCAUGGAGAAACCCCCACCACCAAGUCAUCCAUGGGACAGUGGUGGCUGCAGAAUCAGGUGUCUAUGGUUUCCCUCACAGCACAGCUGCUCCGCAGCAGGAGUGGAGAGAAGCUCCUGAGAGGACACAAAAUAAAUGUGAGCCUUUCUAA